UAGUGGGAUCGUCCGAGCGCAGCCGCAGACACCGGUCCGGUACUCGGUGCUGCUGACCUCUCCCUGUCCGCUUCUGGAUAUGAGAUGUGUUCUCUCUCUGUGAGCUUGGCCUUGAUUUAAUACGGCGUCGGACAAUAGUGCAGAGGACGCAGCGGAGAUCCUAACAGAGCAUGUCCACCAUGGUUUAUCCACAUGAAGAGAGACGAGAGAAGCCGACGCAGGAGGAUAUCAUCUCCAGCACUAAACUGGUGAUCCAGGGUCUGGAAGCUCUCAAGAGUGAGCACAACUCCAUCCUGGAGAGUCUGGUGGAGACCAUCCAGUGCUUAAAGAAAGAUGAGGAGGCCAGUUUGGUUCAUGAGAAGUCCAGCCUGCUGCGCAAGUCUGUGGAGAUGAUUGAGCUGGGCCUGGGGGAAGCACAGGUGAUGAUGGCCCUGUCCAACCACCUGAACGCAGUGGAGUCCGAGAAGCAGAAGAUGCGUGCUCAGGUGCGACGGCUCUGUCAGGAGAACCAGUGGCUGAGAGAUGAGCUAGCCAACACCCAGCAGAAGCUGCAGAAGAGCGAACAGAGCGUCGCACAGCUGGAGGAGGAGAAGAAACAUCUGGAGUUCAUGAACCAGCUCAAGAAAUACGAUGAUGGGGUCUCUCCAGAGGAAGAGAAAAAUAGUGAGACUCCCAGAGAUGGCCUGGACGAUUUGUUUCCCAAUGAUGAAGACGACCAGGUCUCACACCGGCACAACAGCGCCGCGCUUGCUGCCGCUCAGCAGGGAGGGUACGAGAUCCCAGCGCGCCUCAGGACCCUCCAUAACCUGGUGAUCCAGUACGCCGCUCAGGGACGCUACGAGGUGGCCGUGCCUCUCUGCAAACAGGCUCUGGAGGACCUGGAGAAAACCUCUGGACAUGACCACCCCGAUGUGGCCACCAUGCUCAACAUCCUGGCUCUGGUCUACAGGGACCAGAAUAAAUACAAGGAAGCUGCUCAUCUCCUUAAUGACGCCCUGUCAAUCAGAGAAAAGACCCUGGGCAAUGACCACCCAGCCGUGGCAGCCACCCUCAACAACCUGGCGGUGCUGUACGGAAAGAGAGGAAGAUACAAGGAAGCAGAACCGCUGUGCAAGAGAGCCUUGGAGAUCAGAGAGAAGGUGUUGGGGCGGGAGCACCCAGACGUGGCCAAGCAGCUCAAUAAUCUGGCUCUGCUCUGUCAGAAUCAGGCCAAGUAUGACGAGGUGGAGUAUUAUUACUGCAGGGCUCUAGACAUCUACGAGAAAAAACUGGGACCCGACGACCCCAAUGUGGCCAAGACCAAAAACAACCUGGCCUCAUGCUAUCUGAAACAGGGCAAGUACAAGGAAGCUGAGAUCCUGUACAAAGAGAUCCUGACGCGCGCCCACGAGAAAGAGUUUGGAUCUGUAGAUGCUGAGAAUAAACCCAUCUGGAUGCACGCUGAGGAAAGACAAGAGAGCAAAGGAAAGUUGGCAGAUGGGAAUCAUCAUGGGGAUUACGGCGGCUGGUACAAGGCCUGCAAGGUCAACAGCCCCACGGUGAACACCACGCUGAAGAACCUGGGCGCUCUGUACCGUAAGCAGGGGAAAAUAGAGGCGGCUGAGACCCUAGAGGAGUGUGCCAUGAGGUCCCGAAGACAGGGAGCGGCAGUGGAUCCUCAGAGAGAUGGAGAGAGGCGCAGGAGCACUGCAUCGAUCUCCAGCGUGAAGUACGACUGCAGCAGUGACGUUGGAGAAGAGGGCAGUGUGGAGUGGAAUGGGGCCUAAGCUCUCCUCAUCUUCCUCUGUCUGCUCUUACAUCAGAUCUGAUGUAAAUGGAUUGCUCUCUUCUGGGUGGAGUGUGUGUGGAGAGAAGCCCAGCACAGCUUUCACUCUCCCAAAGGCUGAUGGGAUAUCGUCUUACAUUUCCUGUGUCUUCUUGCUCUCUCUUUCUCUGAUUCUUCCAAACACGGACUGAUGUGUUGCUCCUCUGUUGUUCUCUGCGAUGUCUGUUUUCGUGUCUGCGUUGUUAACUGUGUUACACUGGUUUAUAAUCUGUAAUAUACAACCUCAGUGAGACACACGUUUGAAACCCAUGAACGGGACGAAUGAAAAGAAAUUAGUUAGGCACAUCUCUGCUCCAUAAUGUCGAGAAAAUCCCCAACAUCGUUUCAGUAAUGUGAUAAAAAUGAUAUGUUAUGGUAAAUGGGAAACUCUUUUCAAAUGUUUGGGUCUGUAUGAUUGUUUUAUGUUUUUGAAAAGAAAGAAGUCACUUAUUCUUUCCAAGGCUGCAUGUAUUUGAUCAAAAAUACAGUAAAACAGUGAAAUAGUAUUACAAUAUAAUAUAUAAUGUUACUAUCUCUUAAACUGUAAUUUAUUCCUGUGUUUGAAGCUGUAUUUUCAGCAUCAUUACUGCAGUCUUCAGUGUCACAUGAUCUUCAGAAAUCAUCUAAAUAAUAAGAAACAAUAAAUAAAAAAUGUGCACGAUAUUCUAAUUAAAUCCCUCUAUGUACGUAAUUCGUUCUCGUGAUUUAAAAGUCUCACAAUUCAGCAAAUCAAGGGAAUUAAUUAGUAAAUCAUACACAUAAUUUAUGGCAUGCAGGAAAAAGUUGCAAGCUAAAUUAUGUGCAUGAUUUACUAAUUAGUUUCCUUGAUUUUCUAAACUGUUAGGCUCUGUACUAAUAUGACGAUUCGCUGCUCACGAAACAUUUCUGAUUAUUAUCAAUGUUAAAAACCAAAUAUUUGUGGGAAUCAUGAUAUAAUUUUCAGGAUCCCUCGAAGAAUACAAUGUUCAAAGAACAGCAUUUUAUUUCAAAUAUAAUAUUUUACUUUGUUGCUUUGAUCAGUGUACUCUUUCUCAAUCAAAAUACUCAUUACGAUAAAUGAAUGAAAUAAUUGUACUGACCCUAAACGUUUGACUGGUUUAACUACAGAACAAAUCAUAAUAAUAAUUCAAUAUACUGUUGUGUUAACUUGUGCUAUAUUUAAUUCCUGUUAUUUAGCAGAUAUCUCUGUUAAUAAACACACAGGUGCACAUUGUUCUGGCCAACUCUCUUAAAUUAAUGUUUAAUCUAGCAAACGGGAAAGUGUAUAUGGAAAUACAAUGGAGUCUGCUGAUCAUUUGCCAUUCUGUACCAAUUGCAUUUAUUUCCCAAGUCACAACAAUUGAAAGGUUAAAUUGGAAAACCUACAUAAAUUUCCCAAACAAACAAAUGUCUACGGUUUUAAAAACAACACAAGGGCGAGAAAAUGACUUAAAAAUCACAAUUUCAUGCUAGUGAUUUAAAAGUAGUGCAGAAUUUAAAGACUUCUUCUUCAUUUUCCUUCAUGUAUUUUCUUAGUUGUACAUUUAUAUCUUCGUUUUCACAUUUUAUGGUCUCAAACCUUUGGACCCUGUUACAUAACUCCUUGUUAUAGCACAGUUUAGUUAUCUUUAUUUUAUAAAACUUUUAAAACACUUGAACUAAGUCUAUUAUUUUCCCGCUCAUAGUGAUGUUCAGUUUUAGUUGACGUGUAUGGCAGGGUAUGUGUCGAGUAGACUAAACUCAUUCUUCAUUGGCUUUAGACUUUAAGAAAGGUCAAAAGUUCAGCCAGAUUCUGCUCAGUCUGUCAACAGUGAGCUUCUUCAGAAACUGAAGCUGAACCCUUCAUCUUUGAGUGUAUUACAGUAGGUGUUGACUAUUGACGAUUGAUGAAUUAGUGUCACUGUAUUCCACUGACUGCAGAUUCAUGGGAUGUGUAUAUAUAUAUCUGGCUCUUUCUGCACGCUGAUGUAUGUCUCCAUUAAGCUGAUCUGACAUCUAACCCAAUAAAGGCUUGGAGUCGGUG
Molecule: messenger RNA, 3806 nt
Organism: Carassius gibelio (silver crucian carp)
Lineage: Eukaryota; Metazoa; Chordata; Actinopteri; Cypriniformes; Cyprinidae
Product: kinesin light chain 1
Exons: 14
Coding region: 171-1766 (531 amino acids)
Biological process (GO): microtubule-based movement
Cellular component (GO): kinesin complex; membrane-bounded organelle; cytoplasm
Molecular function (GO): kinesin binding
Source: RefSeq, a predicted model, not a curated record